AUUGUGGUCUGUAGUAGACAGGAAGUUGACUGUCAUCUCUGGCCCUUUCUGUGUAGGUGGAAGUAUGGAGCUGGCCAAUCAUGGUCUUAUCCUUCUGCAGCAGCUCAACGCGCAGAGGGAGUUUGGCUUCCUGUGUGACUGCACGGUCGCCAUCGGCAAUGUCUUUUUCAAAGCACACAAGGCCGUAUUGGCCGCAUUCUCGAACUACUUCAGAAUGCUAUUUAUACACCAGGACAGUGACUGUGUUCGCUUGAAGCCUGCUGACAUUCAGCCCGACAUCUUCAGCUACCUCCUCAAUCUGAUGUACACCGGAAAACUGGCGACGCAGCUUAUCGACCCGGCUCGCCUGGAGCAGGGCGUCAAGUUCCUCCAUGCGUACCCUCUCAUUCAGGAGGCUAGCCAUGCGGCUCAGGCACAUCCUGAGGUCAGCCUUCCCCUGUCGUCCUCUCUUUAUGGCAUUCAGAUAUCAGACCAACAGGCCACGCUCACAAACCGCCUCUCGGCAAGCACGCAUCUCUCUUCGCCGUUCGAUUUGGAAGGCAGCGGUUUGCUCGAUGGGAAGGGUGUUACCACAAACAAAGCUACCUCACUGAUGCGGCCUGUAUCCAAGUACAGGCAAGCUCUGUCAGAAACGGAGGUAGAAGCGUCGGUGAGCACCAGUCGGUUUGUGAGGGAAGGCAGCGAGACGGAAGCAUCUGCAGGUGAAGCCCCAUCUUGCUCCCUGAGCGCCAACACCAUUCUGCAUGUGAAGCCCAGCAUCAUGAGAAGAAGUUCCUCUUUGAGGAAGCAUUAUACGUGCCAUGUCUGCGGGGGCCGCUUCACCCAGCGAGGAGCCUUACGACAGCACCUGCUUCUGCACACCCAGGCUAUGCUGCCCCUGGUGUUAGAGUCCGUCAGUGCGGCUUCCCCCAUGCCGACCGGAGGUGCCGCUACGCCAGAGGUCGAAGAAGUCCUCAGAGGCAGCGAAGCUGCCGCAGCCACUCCCAUCAUCGUGGACGCUGCUAGUGACAGCGAGCAACAUCCUGAAACCGCCAUGCCCGUCCCAACAACAACUGCAGUCAGCCUGUGCUCUGCUCAGCCCCAGGCGGACACACCGCCGCCGUCCGAUAUCGCUGAUAUCGACAACCUAGAGGGUGCGGCUGACAUGGAGCGGGAAGUGAAGCGGAGGAAAUAUGAGUGCUCCACUUGUGGCCGCAAGUUCAUCCAGAAGAGCCACUGGAGAGAGCACAUGUACAUCCAUACGGGAAAGCCGUACCGCUGCAGCGCCUGCGGCAAGAGCUUCUGUCGGGCCAACCAGGCGGCGCGGCACGUUUGCAUGAAUCUGGGCUCAGAGCCAGCGUACACCAUGGUGGACCGACAGAGCAUGGCGCUGUGUGACGCAGACGACUCCAGCCAAAUGGAGGCGCUGUUUCUCAGCUCAUCUGGGAGACCGUACAAAUGCAAUGUGUGUGAAAUGACCUUUUCCAGCCCCAAUGAGGUGAUCAAGCACCUGUGCUUCAACCAGGGUGUGCUCUCGGGCACAGCGGCUGGAGAAAUGGGCGUCAGUGGGCUGAACAGUGACAGCCUGGCCAAAGACGAAGGCUCGGAUUCAUCCAACGGUGGGCCGUUGAUAACACCCAUCAAAACUGAGGAAGUCUUUGUGGAAUAGCUUCACAUUCAUCCACUUCAGAGUAUUGUUUUUUUUUUUUAUUGUAUUGCAUUUGUGGGUAAAUUAUGAUCAGAGGUUAAGCUACAGAAGGGAAAUUCUGUUAUAUUCUUUUUUUCUGGGAAUUUUACUUCUACUGAAAAGUACUUCUACUUUCUGCUUUUUUUUUUUUAAACACUCAUGCAUUCAUUUACUAUAUUUAUAACAGAUUUACAGUAGAUUUAGUCAAAUUUCUGCUUCGUUCUGUAUUGCUUUCAAGGGUUUUAUUGGUUACUCGAGUCAUUUGUAGUUUGUGUUGCGGUUAAAGCUCUUCCUCUGCCUAACGGUCUACAGGAAAAGGAUGUAGUGAACUGCUGAAAUCCUGCGUUUGUCACCGUGCAGAUCAGACGUAGACCUCAUUAGGUUAGAUUGGUAACUCAAUGGAAUAUUUAAAAUAUUAAAGCCACAAAAUGGUUAGUUCAUGGGUAACGCACCAAAAUUUAUUUUGAAAAUAAAAUGUCAUUUUCUGAGCAGCUAAACGUGGGUCCUGGUUUAGGAUGAGUGUUCACUACCUCAACCAGUUUCAGACAUGCAAUAUCAGACUUGCCUGAAAUUUGCAUCAAAGGGUUGAGGAUCAAAGUCAACUUUAUCUUCUAGUGCCUCCGAGGAGUUACACAGAUCUCAAAGUUUUUCUUUCUGACGCGGUUUCUACUUUCUCAUUACAUGCUUUGGGUUAGCAAGAGCAAGGUGUAAUUGUAGAUAACCUUCAUGCAGUGCCAGA
Molecule: messenger RNA, 2405 nt
Organism: Sinocyclocheilus anshuiensis
Lineage: Eukaryota; Metazoa; Chordata; Actinopteri; Cypriniformes; Cyprinidae
Product: zinc finger and BTB domain-containing protein 2-like
Exons: 2
Coding region: 65-1648 (527 amino acids)
Biological process (GO): regulation of transcription by RNA polymerase II
Cellular component (GO): nucleus
Molecular function (GO): DNA-binding transcription factor activity, RNA polymerase II-specific; protein binding
Source: RefSeq, a predicted model, not a curated record